AGUAGGUAACAUACGGAAAAGUUUCCUCUAAUGAGAAAUCAGAGGCAGAAAUGUGUAGGAUUCUUUAUCUAUAAACAGUGAAUACAUUAUAGUACGGUUGGAUCAUCAGAUAGAAGAUCUGGAAAACAUAUUGCAUUCAAAUUUUACUGACAAGUAACCAUGAAUAAAAACGUCACCAUGGAAAACCAAAGCAAUUGUACAGCUGAAAUCAUACCACAAACGGGUUCUGAUUUUGAAAACAUUGGCGUGAUGUGUAUGCUGUCAGUAUUCAGUGUCAUGGGAACGUUUGGAAAUGGAUUAGUAAUUUAUGUGUACUCGAAAAAACGUGAUAAAUUGACAUCUAACGUGUUUAUAAUGGGUUUAGCUUUAACUGAUUUUAUUACGUCAUUGUUGAUAAUGCCAUAUACUGUGGUGUUUACCUUUUUGGAAGAAAAAGUGCUUUUUGACAUACCAUGUAAAAUCUUUUAUUUUCUCGUUACCUCGAAUGUGCCCCUCUCGGCUUUUAUCAUGGUGGCUAUAGCUGUUGAUCGUUAUCUUUGUAUAUGUCAUCCAUUCCUUCAUCUAUUGACAGUUCCAAGAGCUAAAAUUGUAUUGCUAAUACAGUUAGUCUUUGCUGGAAUACUUGGUUUGAUAACAGCACUGAUGCAUUCUGUGUAUGCCCUACCAGAAGAACUUUUAGAUUUGGAACUCGAAAUUCCAUAUCAGAAAAACAUCAGCUUUGCUGGAUGCGAAACCGUUUACACAGGAACUUGCAAACCUACAAGUAGAUUAUUUAGUGUAGAAUUUACUUUAUAUUAUCAAAAAGUAUAUUCUUCCUUCUUUUUGAUAUCUUUACUUUUAGUGUUUACACUUUAUAUAAUGAUUUAUAAAUAUGUCACAUCCAGACGGGCAAAACGCCAAAAACAGAAGAAUGCCAAACAGUUUUCAACCACAAUGGUUCAGACAGAAGCGUCACAAAUUGAUAACACCAAGGACAGUCAUGAUCACCUGCAUCCUACAAAAGUUGAAGUGAACGAGAAUGGAGUCAGUACGACCUUACUACCUCCGGACCACCAGGAUGAACAGAUGAGACAACAGCGGAAGUCAGUGCGAGAGAAAAGGGACCAUAAUGCAUUAGCAAAUAUAAAAACGGCUGUGAUGCUAUUCGUAGUGGCUGUUGUGUUUGUCAUAGCUUAUCUUCCUCCCUGGCUAAUGGCUCUUAUGGUUGUUCAGUAUAUCAAAUUUGUCUUUUAUUCGUAUUUCGUAUACAACGUUGUCAAUCCAUUUAUUUACGCUUUCAUGAAUCCAACAUUUCGAACAGACCUAAAAAAGGUGUUUGGAAAAUGUUUAACUAAGAAGUGAAACACCAAAGCCAAAUAUUAAUUAUUGUAUACGUAGUGUUGUUUACAACAGAUUCAUGAAUCCAACGUUUAGAACAAACUUGAAAAAGGUGUUUGGAAAAUGUUUAACUAAGAAGGGAAACACUAAAGCCAAAUAUUAUUAUUGUAGUUUUGUUUACAACAGAUUCAUGAAUCCAAUGUUACGAACAGACUUGAAAAAGGUGUUUGGAAAAUGUUUAACUAAGAAGUGAAACGCCAAAGUCAAAUAUUAAUUAUUGUUGUGUUGUUCACAACAGAUUAAUGAAUCCAACGUUUCGAACAGACUAGAAAAGGGUGUUUGGAAAAUGUUUAACUAAGAAGUGAAACACCAAAGUCAAAUAUUAAUUAUUGUAGUGUUGUUCACAAUAGAUAAACAGUAUUUAAUACUCCAAUGACAAUAAAUAUAUACAUUUCAUUGAUGUGGAGAUAAAUAAUUUGAAAACAAUUCACUGUUUCAGAAUCUUAAGGACUAUGGAUAAUUGCAUUGUUCGUACACCAACAUGAAAAUAACAUUGGUCGCAUUUUCAUUGUUUAUGAC
Messenger RNA from Mytilus californianus (California mussel), 1896 nucleotides. Its product is annotated as orexin receptor type 2-like. The record is from RefSeq and is a predicted model, not a curated record. Bases 160 to 1341 code for a protein of 393 amino acids. Gene Ontology annotation, cellular component: membrane. NCBI's taxonomy places the organism in Eukaryota, Metazoa, Mollusca, Bivalvia, Mytilida, Mytilidae. Gene Ontology annotation, molecular function: G protein-coupled peptide receptor activity. The transcript is spliced from 3 exons. Gene Ontology annotation, biological process: neuropeptide signaling pathway.